AUGGCUGCCACAAUCGCGCAAACGACUCGUAGAUUCCUCUUAAAUACAGGUGACAAGAUCCCAGCCGUGGGCCUUGGUACCUGGCAGUCGAAACCUAACGAGGUCGCCGUCGCUGUUGAGACCGCACUGCGCAGUGGCUACCGGCACGUUGACACUGCCCAUGCUUAUGGCAACGAGAAAGAGGUUGGCCAGGGCAUCAGAGCCUCUGGUAUCCCGCGCAGCGAUAUCUGGGUGACGACCAAGCUGAACAACCCCUGGCACAAGCGUGUCGCCGAAGGGCUGGACUCGAGCUUGGAGAAUCUCCAGACAGCCUAUGUGGAUCUGUUUCUCAUGCACUGGCCGUGCUCGACAACCCCGGAGGACAAGACGAAGCACUAUGACGACUGGGACUUCAAGGACACUUGGAGAGAGAUGGAAAAGCUGCUUGGCACUGGGAAAGUGCGCAACAUUGGAGUGUCUAACUUUGGCAUCGUCCAUAUUGACCAGUUGCUCAGUAGCCCGGAUACCAAGGUUGUCCCUGCAGUCAAUCAGAUCGAGCUACACCCUUGCAACCCGUCCCCAAAGCUAGUCGCCCACUGCCUCUCCAAGGGGAUCCAUUGCACUGGUUAUUCGUGCCUCGGAUCGACCGACUCGCCUCUCUACACGAACGAGAAGUUGCUCAAGAUCGCCAGCAACAAGGGGAAGACCGCACAACAGGUCCUUCUUAUGUGGGGGCUUCAGAAGGGCUGGAGUGUAAUUCCCAAGAGUGUGACGCCGAGGCGCAUUGAGGCGAAUUUUGAGCUGGAUGGCUGGGAACUGACAGACGGGGAGAUUAAGGACAUCGAUUCCAUUGAUGAUCGAUUCAAGGUUUGCGAUGAUAAAUGGCUACCUAUUCAGGUGUUCUUUGGUGAUGACGAAUGA
This is a messenger RNA of Clonostachys rhizophaga, 900 nucleotides long. The record is from the annotation of a GenBank genome assembly. NCBI's taxonomy places the organism in Eukaryota, Fungi, Ascomycota, Sordariomycetes, Hypocreales, Bionectriaceae.